GCCUUCCGGAAGGAAGCCGGGCUGCUGACCAUGGCGACGGUGGCGGAGCAGUGGGUGCUGGUGGAGAUGGUGCAGGCUCUCUAUGAGGCACCUGCUUACCAUCUUAUUCUGGAAGGAAUUCUCAUACUCUGGAUAAUCAGACUUGUUUUCUCUAAAACUUACAAAUUACAAGAAAGGUCUGACCUUACUGCCAAGGAAAAGGAAGAAUUGAUUGAAGAGUGGCAGCCAGAACCUCUUGUCCCUCCUGUCUCAAAAGAUCAUCCUGCUCUCAACUACAACAUUGUUUCCGGCCCUCCAAGCCACAAUAUUGUGGUAAAUGGGAAAGAAUGUGUAAACUUUGCCUGCUUUAAUUUUCUUGGAUUACUGGAUAACCCUCGGGUUAAGGCAGCAGCCUUAGCAUCUCUAAAGAAAUAUGGCGUGGGCACCUGUGGACCUAGAGGAUUUUAUGGCACAUUUGAUGUUCACCUGGACUUGGAAGAGCGCCUGGCAAAGUUCAUGAAUACUGAAGAAGCCAUCAUUUACUCAUUCGGCUUUUCCACCAUAGCCAGUGCAAUUCCUGCUUACUCUAAGAGAGGGGACAUCAUAUUUGUGGACAAAGCGGCUUGCUUUGCUAUCCAGAAAGGAUUACAGGCAUCUCGUAGUGACAUUAAGUUCUUUAAUCAUAAUGAUGUAGCUGACCUGGAGCGACUACUAAAAGAACAAGAGAUCGAAGAUCAAAAGAAUCCUCGCAAGGCUCGUGUAACUAGACGCUUCAUCGUAGUGGAAGGAUUGUAUAUGAACACAGGAACUAUUUGUCCUCUUCCAGAAUUGGUUAAGUUAAAAUACAAAUACAAAGCAAGAAUCUUUCUGGAGGAAAGCCUUUCAUUUGGAGUCCUUGGGGAGCAUGGCCGAGGAGUCACUGAGCAUUAUGGAAUCAAUAUUGAUGACAUUGAUCUUAUCAGUGCCAACAUGGAGCACGCACUCGCUUCUGUUGGGGGCUUCUGCUGUGGCAGGUCUUUUGUGAUUGACCACCAGCGCCUCUCUGGCCAGGGAUACUGCUUUUCAGCUUCAUUACCGCCCCUGCUGGCAGCUGCCGCCAUGGAGGCUCUCAACAUCAUGGAGGAGAAUCCAGGUAUUUUUGCAGUUUUGAAGAAAAAGUGCCAACACAUUCAUAGGGCUUUACAAGGCAUCUCUGGAUUAAAAGUGGUCGGGGAAUCAUUGUCCCCAGCGUUUCACCUACAGCUGGAAGAGAGCACCGGGUCUCGGGAGAAAGAUGUAAAACUGCUUCAGGAGAUUGUAAAUCAAUGCAUGAACAGAGGCAUUGCCCUGACACAGGCACGCUACCUGGAGAAGGAAGAGAAGUGCCUCCCUCCUCCAAGCAUCAGGUUUGUGGUUACAGUGGAACAAACAGAGGAGGAACUGGACAGAGCCGCAUCCACCAUCAAGGAGGUGGCCCCGGCUGUUCUGCUAUAGGCUCCCGGUACGUCAUGCAGGCAGAACUCACAGACCUCGCUGGCCAAGAAUGACUUAAAAAAAAAAACUUGGAUAUUGGUAGGAUUGCUACUCAGCACUGUGGUUCUGGGUCAAAUGUCUGUCCUUGAGAAGGAUAGGUGUUCAUUUUUUUUAAAUGAAGAAAACACUUCUAAAAGCCCAUGAGCUGACUUCUUAAAAAAAAGAAUGACAGCAUUUAGCUAGUGUUUGAACGUUGCCAUUUAGCACUGUUGCAAUGCUUCAUCACACUAGCGUUUGUAUUAUUCAUGUUGUUUAAAUCUGGAGCUUCCAUUUCUCUUCUCUCCCUUCUAUAGUGACAAUUAUGUCAUUACUCUAUAUUGUUUCAUAGAAAAAUGAUUUUGUAACUCACUGCUAAAAGGAACUCUUCAUAUGUGGUACAAAAUGUACUGGAAGGUCUAACUGAACUAUAUCUUUCCUGGUCUCAUUGUAUAGAGCUAAGUGGUGGCUGAUAAGUAAAGGAACACUUUGUGUAUAUUGUUAUAAAUUUCAUAUAUUUAAAUCCUGGAAUUUUAUAUAUACUAGUUAUCAAUAUUAUAUCAUUUCUAAUCUGAGUAUCACUAACUAGAGAAAAUUCAUGUUACUUCUUAAGUGAGCAAUAUAAUUUAAAUCAAACAUUUUUAUGUAAUUGACCGUUAAACUUAUUAUGUAUUGACUUCUGAUCAGAUUCUGGAAGGCUACUGUGUUGAUCCCAGAAUAUAAUUCACAUCCUUGAUAAUUGGAAAUAUCUCAGAUGAAAUUCUUUCUUAUGGUGGCUUUGCCUAGAGACAUAGAGCUGCAGGCUUUUUCUAGGCUGCGAAGAUGAGAACUAAUCUGUGCUUGUAUUUGUAAAUGGACUUCAGCAUCUCUUUAUGUGCUUUAAAUGUUCCAUUUCUGUUAUGCUGGAGGAAUUUCAUACAUAUGUGCCUUGUGACUACUGUUGCUUUAAUGGACAUAGUCCUACCAGGAUGCAGCAGUUCUGUUUUUCAGUGAAGUAAACCUACAUUCCUGAUAA
Molecule: messenger RNA, 2482 nt
Organism: Jaculus jaculus (lesser Egyptian jerboa)
Lineage: Eukaryota; Metazoa; Chordata; Mammalia; Rodentia; Dipodidae
Gene: Sptlc1
Product: serine palmitoyltransferase long chain base subunit 1
Exons: 15
Coding region: 31-1452 (473 amino acids)
Biological process (GO): ceramide biosynthetic process; sphingosine biosynthetic process
Cellular component (GO): endoplasmic reticulum
Molecular function (GO): pyridoxal phosphate binding; serine C-palmitoyltransferase activity
Source: RefSeq, a predicted model, not a curated record